This is a messenger RNA of Tinamus guttatus (white-throated tinamou), 1961 nucleotides long. The record is from RefSeq and is a predicted model, not a curated record. NCBI's taxonomy places the organism in Eukaryota, Metazoa, Chordata, Aves, Tinamiformes, Tinamidae.
UGCUCACAUCCCGACAUGGGGAGGAUCAACAUCUCGUGUCUGCUCCCUGCCUCCUGGCACUUCAGCAUCUCUCCCGUGGGGUGUCCGCGGGUCCUCAACACCUCCCUGCGGCAGCUCCUGGUCGUUGGGGUCCUCGCCGCCGCCGCCUCCCUGCUCUACUACUCCGUGCUCGUCCUCCGCAACAAGUACGGACGUGCCUACAGGGAUAAGAGGUUCCACAGGUAUCUUGCCCGGGUGACGGAUACUGAAGCUACCGACACGAACAACCCCAACCUGAACUAUGGGAUCGUUGUGGAUUGCGGCAGCAGCGGCUCCAGGAUCUUCGUGUACUGCUGGCCCCGACACAACGGGAACCCGCACGAUCUGCUGGACAUCAAACAGAUGAGGGACAAGGACAGAAAGCCAGUGGUCAUGAAAAUUAAGCCAGGUAUUUCCGAGUUCGCCAGCUCUCCUGAGAAGGUCAGCGACUACAUCUCUCCACUUCUGAGCUUUGCUGCUGAGCACGUGCCCCGUGCAAAGCACAAAGAGACUCCUCUGUAUAUUCUCUGCACUGCAGGAAUGAGGAUUCUGCCAGAAAGCCAGCAGAAGGCAAUACUGGAGGAUCUGCUCACCGACAUCCCUGUGCAUUUUGAUUUUCUGUUCUCAGACUCUCAUGCAGAAGUUAUUUCUGGGAAACAGGAAGGAGUAUAUGCGUGGAUUGGCAUCAACUUUGUUCUUGGAAGAUUUGAGCACACAGAUGAUGAGGAUGAAGCCGUCGUGGAGGUCCACGUGCCAGGCAGUGAGAACAAGGAGAGCAUCUUCCGUAAGAGGACAGUGGGUAUUCUAGACAUGGGCGGAGUGUCGACUCAGAUAGCAUAUGAAGUCCCUAAAACUGAGGAGGUAGCCAAAAACCUGCUAGCAGAGUUCAACCUGGGCUGCGACGUGCACCAGACCGAGCACGUGUACAGGGUCUACGUGGCAACGUUCCUGGGCUUCGGAGGGAAUGCAGCUCGCCAGAGAUACGAGGAAAGUCUGUUUGCCAGCGCCGGGCUCAGGAACAGGCUGCUGGGCAAACAGAUUGGUGUGACUUCUGAUUCACCCUACCUAGAUCCUUGUCUGCCCCUGGAGGCUCAGGAUGAGAUUAAGCAAAACGGACAGAAAAUGUAUUUGCGUGGAACAGGAGACUUUAACCUGUGCCGUGAAGUUAUCCAGCCCUUCAUGAACAAGACCAACGAGACGCAGACGUCGCUGAACGGCGUCUACCAGCCCGCCGUGCACUUCCACAACAGCGAGUUCUACGGCUUCUCCGAGUUCUACUACUGCACCGAGGACGUGCUGCGCAUGGGGGGGGAUUACGACGCUGCCAAGUUUAUUAAGGCUGCAAAGGAUUAUUGUGCCACUAAGUGGUCCAUCUUACGGGAACGUUUCGACCGUGGUCUUUAUGCCUCGCAUGCUGAUCUCCACAGAUUGAAGUACCAGUGCUUUAAGUCUGCCUGGAUGUAUGAAGUAUUUCACAGUGGCUUCUCUUUUCCUGUGAGUUACAGCAAUUUGAAAACAGCUCUGCAGGUUUAUGACAAGGAAGUGCAAUGGACACUGGGAGCCAUUCUUUACCGAACACGGUUUUUACCUUUAAGAGACAUCCAGCAAGAAAACUUCCGCGGAAGUCACUCCCACUGGAGAAGCUUCUCCUUUGUUUACAAUCACUACCUGUUUUUUGUCUGUUUUCUGAUCGUGCUGCUCUCCAUCCUGCUCUACCUGCUGCGGCUCAGGCGGAUCCACAGGCGGAUGCAGCGCAGCGCCUCCUCCCCUUCCCUAUGGAUGGAGGAAGGCCUCCCGCCACAGAAGAUCCCAGGAGCCUUGUGAGCUGCUCGGUGUGGAGAGCUGCUAUGGGACUUCCUACAGAAAAAGCCAUUUUUGCCUCAGGGUUUCUCCUUUUCGUCCCUUUAAAUCACGGAAGAAUCAGAUUGCCCCAAGUGCGGAAU